GCUGCAGCUUGUUGAGCAAGUAAGGUGAAACCCUGGAGUGCCCUUGUUGUUUCAGUAUCUGGCAGAAUUUGCAAAGUUCUCACUCAUCUUGGAUGAAACGGGACUUUGGAUUGCCACCCAAGCAAGUACUAAUAUAUUCUUUCUUCACAGAGUCACUCUACCACCAGUCAAGAGAGAAGAAAAGGAUUUUAGAAAAUGACCCACGUUAGAAAGAAGUUUAUUGAAAUUCUGGAAAAGGCAAUAGAAGAUGGUAGAAAAAUGACUCGAGAAGAGAUGCUGUUUACAUAUGACGGAGUCGUGUACCCUACAGCUCUUUGCUCUCCAGAAGUCUUCAAGGCUCUUGAGUCUUUUGAAGCAUGGAGUGACGAUGUGAUUCUAGCGGGAUACUGCAAAUCUGGUACCAAUUGGGUUGGCCAGAUUGUUACUGAUUUAGUAAUAACGUCUGCAAAGAAACAUGAACCGCACAAGCUGAAUGAAAAACUACUACUAGCGGAAUUUCCUUUUCUUGAAAUUGGAGAUACUGAAAAGUAUCAGAGGAUGAACACCUAUCCACCCAGGAGAGUGAUGUUUACUCAUCUCCGCCCUGAUAAGCUUCCAGUAUCUGUUUUCAAGAACAAAGCCAAAAUACUGAUGCUGAUUCGGAACCCAAAAGACGUGGCUGCAUCUUUUUUCCAUUUUUCAAACACCUUCAGUCCAUAUCCCCCUUAUGAUACAUUUGAUUCAUAUUUCCGAGCCUUAAUGGAAGGACAAAUGCCUUGGGGAUCCUAUAUUGAAUAUCUUUGUGUGUGGAACAAGUACGUUGAUAAAGAAAAUGUCAUGCCAAUAACCUACGAAGAGCUGAAAGCGAACACAGCUUUAGGGGCUGAAAAGAUAUCUAAAUUCUUUGAACUGAACCUCAGCGAGGAAGACUUCCGCGCUGUUGCAGAAAGGAGCACUUUCAAGUCUAUGAAAGAGAACUCCAAAACAACCCAUGGAGAUUUUGGCAAUGUUCUUUUUCGGAAAGGUGGUGUAAGUGACUGGAAGACACUUUUUAAUGAAAGCAACAACAAGGAAAUGGACUCAGUAUUUAAAGAGCGUCUAGCAGGAACCAAGGUGGGAUCCAUGAUUAAGUACGACGUCUACUGCAAGGCAUAAAGACAGAGGAAGAGAUGUAGCUGCUUGGAGUGAAUUCAUAAAUGAUCCCACUUUGUCUCAAAGGAUAGCAAGAGAUCCAUCUUUGUGGAAUGAAUUUGUAAUCAACUGUACUUUGUCUUCGUGUGAAACAGAAAUUGUAUCAGAUUCAAGUCUGGGUAAACGACAAAGAAAUAUACUGAUAUUGUAAUCAA
Messenger RNA from Elgaria multicarinata webbii, 1325 nucleotides. Its product is annotated as sulfotransferase 6B1-like. The record is from RefSeq and is a predicted model, not a curated record. Gene Ontology annotation, biological process: sulfation. The coding region runs from base 196 to 1134 and encodes 312 amino acids. The transcript has 8 exons. Gene Ontology annotation, cellular component: cytoplasm. Lineage: Eukaryota; Metazoa; Chordata; Lepidosauria; Squamata; Anguidae. Gene Ontology annotation, molecular function: sulfotransferase activity.